GUUCAACUGCUAAAGUAAUUUGUCACUACAUUGAAUUAAGUUAUGUUCUUGAACAUAAAGCGAAUGCUUCUUUUCACGCGGGUUAGCAAAGUUUUAUUUUGAAAAUUCUUACCGGAUAUCGAAAGUAAUUUCCGUUUGACUCGCCUGUCGUCCUUGACUUACCCACGUGAGGAGGUUCUACCCCUUAAAUUGAAAACAAAUUGGCUCUUGUUUAGAUUAAUGCCAUACAUGCCAGACAAUAGGUGUCUUUUUUUGUUGUUCUGUUGUGUUUGAAUCUUUUCAAGCCACUCCAGAUUCGAUGCUAGCAUGUCUCGGAGCUUUAGGUCAGUGUUGACGCUACUACGUAGGUGUGUGGCGGUGAGUCAGGUAACCCCCUCUGCGGGUCUAGCCACCAGGUGUGGUUUCAUCCCAAGGUCCACAUGGACGUCCAAGACCCGGACGGACUCUUUUCGGGGUCUUCAGCCCACCUUAUGGACCACCCAGCGCAGCCUGUGCAACAAGGCACCUUAUGAGGAAGAAGAAUAUCCUCCCCUGCCAGUGUACGAGGCCGACGUGCAGCCCGAGAAGAAGGAUCUGUACAUCAUCCAGGUCAAAGGUCUUCCGUGGACGUGCACGGUCCAGGACAUCGUCCACUUCUUCUCAGAGUGCCGGAUCCGCGAUGGUGCGUCAGGCAUCCACAUGACCGUGGACGGUAAUGGUAGGCCGACGGGACGCGCCUUCGUCGAGCUGGAGCACGAGGAGGACGUGAGAAAAGCCCUGGAGAAGCACAGACAGUACCUCGGACCUCGCUACGUGGAAGUAUACGAAAUAACAGACAGUGAUGCCGAAGAAAUUUUGAAGAAGGCGACUCAGUUCCCCGCCGACACUCGGGUGGUCCGGCUCCGUGGUCUCCCCUUCACCAGCACAGAGAGCGACAUCGCCCACUUCUUUUCUGGUUUGGAGAUCAUGGACAAAGGCAUCACCGUGAUCACGAACCACAGAGGAAGGAACUCGGGGGAAGCCUUUGUCUGGUUUUCCACGCAGGAAGCAGCCGACGAAGCCCUGCGGAGAGACCGAGAGCUCAUCGGGGAAAGAUACAUCGAAGUGUUUCCGAGUACAAGCCAAGAACUGCAGUCAAGGUGGAGGAGUUCGCCCUCACAAGGCCGAGAUGCCAACAAGAGAGUCCCUGCUGGACACUCCGCCAUCAGACCUGCUACUGCAUCGGGACCUUCUAAGACCUCCGGCCUGGCAUCACAUCUCGUCCACUUGAGAGGACUUCCUUUCCAUUCUUCUGGAGAAGACAUCAUUAAGUUCUUCUCCCCGCUCUCUGUGUCCAAGAUCCAGCUGGAGCUCGGUCCCGACGGAAGGCCCAGUGGCGAGGCCGACGUUUACUUCAGCUGUCACGAGGAUGCCGUGGCGGCCAUGUCUCACGAUAGAAUGCACAUAGGAGGACGAUACAUUGAAUUGUUCCUGAACUCUGAUUCUAACAACGAAAGGUGAAAACACAGAGCAGACCCUGUCUGCUUGAAAAAAAAAACGGUAAAGUGCCGACACUGCAAGCACGAGACUCCGUUAUGUUUAUUUAUGUACCACAUUAAAUGGUAAUAUAAAAAAAUACAUCCCUCCACAUGUGUCCAUCUUACUUUUUUUCUACACCUAUGCCAGAAAUGAUAAAUGAGGUGC
Molecule: messenger RNA, 1662 nt
Organism: Doryrhamphus excisus (bluestripe pipefish)
Lineage: Eukaryota; Metazoa; Chordata; Actinopteri; Syngnathiformes; Syngnathidae
Gene: grsf1
Product: G-rich RNA sequence binding factor 1
Molecular function (GO): RNA binding
Source: RefSeq, a predicted model, not a curated record